Lingula anatina is the source of this 2095-nucleotide messenger RNA. Its product is annotated as alpha-2-macroglobulin receptor-associated protein. Gene Ontology annotation, molecular function: heparin binding; receptor antagonist activity; low-density lipoprotein particle receptor binding. The record is from RefSeq and is a predicted model, not a curated record. NCBI's taxonomy places the organism in Eukaryota, Metazoa, Brachiopoda, Lingulata, Lingulida, Lingulidae. Gene Ontology annotation, cellular component: endoplasmic reticulum; endomembrane system. Gene Ontology annotation, biological process: regulation of receptor-mediated endocytosis.
UGUUUGACUCUAUUUCAGAUGUUUCAGAUAAUUCAAUCAAAAAUUUUGAAGACAAUACAAUAGAUGGACAUAAAAAGAGAUCUAUCAACUCCGACUUGAAGAAAAGGCAUAAAGAUCUUAAGAUGGAUUAUGAAAGGCUAGAAUUUUUGGCUAAAAAAGUACCUGAUGGUGAAACGAAAUUCACUGAACCAAAAGUCCACGAAUUGUGGAUGCAGGCUAAACAGGUUGACUUUAGUCCAGAAGAAUUAGUAGCAUUUGAGGAAGAACUCAGGCAUUUUGAGCAUAAACUGAAGAAACAUGCUGAUAUGACAAAGGAAUUUGAAGAAACCGUCAAGGAUUAUAAAAAGAGUGGCAAAGACAUCCCUUUGAAAGUUGAAAAAAUGGAUGAGAAAAAUAGGGACUAUGCCAAAAAGAUAAAGAAGCAUCACACAGAGCUGCAAAGGAAAAUAGACAAGAGACACAUAGAGUUAUAGCCUUAAUACAUACCAGCUGCCAAUGAUUUGAUCUUUUUCUUAUUUUAGAUAUAUUAAUACAUCAAGUUAGAACCAAAUAUUUGUAUUAUGGUAAUAAUUAAUCAAGGAAGUGAAUUCAAUCGAGAAAAAACACAAACAUUAAAAAGAUAUAUUAGAAUAUUUGACACCAUUUCUGAUUUUUUUACACUUUUCUAUUUACAUUAUGUGACAAAAAUAUUUGACAUACAGCUGAUUUCCCAAAUAGAUCUGACAAAAGGAAUGCUGCUUCAUUGUUAAAGAAGUUAACUUCUGCAAUUCCAAGGUGCUUUCUUAGUUUGUUAAUGAGGUCUUUUUGUAGUUUUUCUACAGUACAAUAUUUACUGGACCCAUUUUUUGCAUUAUUGUUUGAAAGCACACAUUUUAAAAAUGUGCAUUUCUUCCAAGUACAAUUUUAUUCUUGUUACUCACAUCUUUUAGAAUAAAGAAAGUUAUCCUUGGACUUGUUUGCUCAAUAAAACAUUUAAUCUGGUCUCCAUUAAAGGGAUAACAACUGUUCGUAAGAUAUCCAUAUUUCACUAUAAAUAAAUUGCAAACAACUCAUAGAAAUAUAAUAAAUUCAACUUUACCACCCAAAUGGCGGUUGACAUAUUUAUUCCAGAGUUAGUGCUUGUAAUCACAUGACCUCACAUGACAGAUGGCUACACACUAAUCUCUAAAGAGAAUGUAACAAAAAACCAAACUUUUUAGAAAAAAAACAGGGACUAACUUCGAAUGUGGGAACGGAUUCAUUGGGAAGUAUGGGAAAAGUGUCCUUUACCCCAGGAAAAUUCAUUUUUUGGCCAAAAUUAACAGUUGUUAUCCCUUUGAAAAGCAAACAAUGGCUCUUAGCCAACUAAUUUAAAUUUCACAAUCUUAAGGGCUUCUUAAGAUGCUUUUUUCCCAUUCACUAUGCCCUUGGAGCAGAAUAUAUUUCUCUUGAUGAUGAUUGUUAUUAAAGGAUUAUAAGAAGUGUAUAUGACUGACUCAAAUCAUUUUCAAAUUAAGCUGAAGUGGAUGAUAACAGGGAUGAGAAGAGUUUAGGCAUCAGUCACAAGUGGCUUUUACAGUAUACGGAAUAUCUUUCAGAGUGUACUAUGAAUCUCUGUGAAGAGAAAUUGUGAUCACACACGUACCUAUCUAGCACAAUGCAAACAAGUACAAACAACUCUUCUGUCCUUUCUUUUUUAUUGUUUCUUUAAAUGCUAGGCAUAAAACCACAAAAUGCAGUCAUGUAACCUUCAACAAAAACUGGCCAAAACUGAUUCUGAUUUUCUUGAUUUGCCACAAGCACAAUGCUUUAAAACUGUUCAUACAGUUAAGCAUAGCCUAUUCAGAUCAGGCAUACUAAUCUAAAUUUUCAUCUGACCUCAAUGUGUUUUUAAACUGGCAAUUUAUGUAAGAAAACAUUAUGGCCAAAUCUGAAAUAAUGAAAUCUGUGACAGAACAUGUUUCAUCAUGAAGAGUUCAUUAAGUUAAUGCAUUUUAACAGCAUCAAGACUCCUCAUUCCAUCACUCAAAAAGUCUGUGUGUUGUUACAAUUGUAUAUUGCCACAAUUUUGUGUAACUAUAUUUGAUUCUUCAUCCUUGACAUGGACUGAAUAAAA